AUGACUCCGCCGGACGCGCUCCCGUUCCGUCUGGUCUCCGCGUCCUGUCCGCCGACCGUCCUCUUCCUCCUGCUGCUCCUCCUCCUCCCGGCGGCGCGCGGCUGCCCGCGGAGCUGCGCCUGCAUCCGCCGGCCCGACGGCCUGGACGUGAGCUGCAGCCACGCCCGCCUACGCGCCGUGCCGUCCGACAUCCCCGCCGACACCGUGACGCUGCGGCUGGACCACAACCUGAUCAGCGCCGUGCCGGACCGCGCCUUCCGCGGCCUGGCCCGUCUGCGCGAGCUCAACCUGUCGCACAACGCCGUGGAGACGCUGGGCGAGGGCGCCCUGCGGGGCGUGGAGGCCACGCUGCGCACGCUGGACCUGUCCCACAACCGCAUCAGCCACGUGCACCGCGACGCCUUCGCCCGCCUGCACGCCAAGGUGCACAUGGGAGACAACCCCUGGCACUGCGACUGCGCCCUGCAGCAGGCGCUGCGCGUGAUGGCGCACAACCACGAGGCCGCCGGCCGCGUGCGCUGCCACAGCUCCCCGCUGCGCGACCACCGCGAGGGCCAGCCCUUCCUGGCCAUGGACGCCGACCUGUGCAACCUGGCCAAGCGCACCACGGACUACGCCAUGCUGGUCACCAUGUUCGGCUGGUUCGCCAUGGUGGUGUCCUACGUGGUGUACUACGUGCGGCAGAACCAGGAGGACGCCCGCCGUCACCUGGAGUACCUGAAGUCGCUGCCCAGCAAGGCCCCGGGGCGGGCGGGGGAGGAGCCUGAGGACGCCAGCACCGCCGUAUGACCGGCAGACCCUCCGCAGGGCGCAGCCAGCCCGGGCGCGAGAACAAAGACAACGAAACCAAGAAAAAACCGCUUCCUGUCCCAAUACCGCCACCCCCUGCCCAAAUACCACCACCCCCUGUCCCAAUACCGUC
This is a messenger RNA of Conger conger (European conger), 922 nucleotides long. Its product is annotated as leucine-rich repeat-containing protein 3B-like. Gene Ontology annotation, cellular component: plasma membrane. Lineage: Eukaryota; Metazoa; Chordata; Actinopteri; Anguilliformes; Congridae. The record is from RefSeq and is a predicted model, not a curated record. The coding region runs from base 1 to 789 and encodes 262 amino acids. Gene Ontology annotation, molecular function: protein binding. The transcript has a single exon.